Messenger RNA from Jatropha curcas, 2751 nucleotides. RefSeq lists its product as uncharacterized. The record is from RefSeq and is a predicted model, not a curated record. NCBI's taxonomy places the organism in Eukaryota, Viridiplantae, Streptophyta, Magnoliopsida, Malpighiales, Euphorbiaceae.
CAUGUCGUCGACAAGUUCGUCGGACAAGCAAGAACGAAAAGACCACCAGAUUGCCAAGCGUCUUCUUGUCCCAGUUACUCACUUCCACCAGUUGACGGGAACCAGAUUAUUCGAUCCUGCAGCUGUUGGCACAUCUCUGAACACGCUAGCACUUAAUGUAAGCACGGACUUGCCACCCUCCUACUAUUAGGCACCAUAGCUGCUGAACCAUGGCCGACGGCGUCGCCGGCUUGUCGUUUUGAAUUUUUCUUUAAAAGAAAUGCUUAGAGCCAAUCAACGAUCGUCGUCAAAGAGAUCAGCAAAUGUAAAGAAUGCAAAAUGGAGUUACAGAUAGGCAUUUACAUCUGCAGAUUUUUGGCAUUUCAAAAUUUUAGAUGGACUACACGUUCUGUUCUCGCUAGCAGAAAGACUAAUUUCUCACAAGUAAAUAGUAAAGGGGAAUCUUACAUGCUUGGAUUCCCUUACACCAUGUGGAGAUUAUACUUCUGGUGUAAACAUUCAGUUGCAGGGAGUUCUCCAUUUUUGUUACCUGAAGUGAGGCAAAAUUUAUUGAAUUGUAGUGGCUGUAGGAAUUUUGGUGCAUAUACUGCUAGUAAUGCCAUUCCUUACCAUGCUCAAGUUGCUUGGAAUAGGUUUUCUCAAAUAUGUUUGUAUAAUAGACCAACUUUAGCUCCAAUAAGUAGGAUGGCUCGUGCAGUGAGUGUGGCUUUGGUGCGUUCAAAUUUGGUGGUUCCACGUGUUAUUGCCUUUGUUAUUGGAGAGCUUGCUUGGACUCAUCGAACGUGGGCAGAAGCAGAAAGCUUAGCAAUAAGAGAUAAUAUGUAUUCACAAGCACUGGAUGAUCAUGUUUAUUUGAGUGCAUUAGUGCUAUCACUUUUUGAGGGCCUAAUUUUGUUACUUAGAGCUGUUUAUUUGGCAGUUCUGUUUUUACCAUGCAUAGCUAUGGCUCCAUUUGCAGAUUCUCUUAGCAAUGAGUUUAGGAAAGCAUGGCUUCAUGUAGUUAGGCUUACACUUGAAAGAGCAGGACCAGCAUUUAUCAAAUGGGGUCAAUGGGCUGCAACAAGACCAGAUCUUUUUCCCCAAGAUCUGUGUGCUGAACUUGCAAGACUUCAUGCUAAAGCACCAUCACAUAGUUUUUCCUUCACUAAAAUGACUAUUGAAAGAGCAUUUGGGCGUAAGUUGCAUGAAAUCUUUGCUAACUUUGAAGAAGAACCUGUAGCAUCUGGAAGUGUUGCUCAAGUUCAUCGAGCGACUUUAAAAUAUAGAUACCCUGGUAAGGAGAUUGAACCCAUUAUAGUUGCUGUAAAGGUUCGACAUCCAAGUGUUGCAGAAGCAAUUAGAAGGGACUUUGUAUUAAUAAAUUUUGUAGCCAAAAUUUCAAAGCUUAUACCAACACUAAAAUGGUCAAGAUUAGAGGAAAGUAUACAACAAUUUGCGGUUUUCAUGAUAUCUCAAGUUGAUCUGGCAAGAGAAGCAGCCCAUUUGAGUCGUUUCAUCUAUAAUUUCCGGAAAUGGAAGGAUGUCUCUUUCCCAAGGCCUCUAUAUCCCCUGGUGCACCCAGCUGUUCUUGUGGAAACCUAUGAACAAGGCAAAAGCGUCCUGCACUAUGUUGAUGAACUUGAUGGAGACAAAAGAAUAAGAAGUGCCCUUGCACAUAUUGGAACACAAGCACUUUUAAAGAUGCUUUUGAUAGAUAAUUUUAUCCAUGCAGACAUGCAUCCUGGAAAUAUUCUUGUUCGAUUAACAGAUGAAAAUAUAUCACAUAAACAACUUCUUGGAUCAAGACCACAAGUCAUAUUCCUUGAUGUGGGAAUGACAGCUGAACUUUCUAAAAGAGAUCGGCAUAAUGUAAUAGAAUUCUUUAAGGCUGUUGCUCUUCUAGAUGGUCGAACAGCUGCAGAGUGCAUACUUAGAUUAUCUAAACAGCAAAAGUGCCCAGAUCCUAAGGCUUUCAUUGAGGAAGUUGAGAACUGUUACAACUCCUGGAGAUCCCCAAAUGAAGUUAAUCCUGCUGAGUGCAUACAGCAGCUGCUUGAGCAUGUUAGGCGCCAUAAAGUAAACAUUGAUGGAGAUAUUUGCAUUGUGAUGGUAACGACUUUGGUUCUUGAGGGUUGGCAACAGAAGCUGGAUCCAGAGUAUAAUGUGAGUGCAUUGCAGUCAUUGCUAUUUAAAGUGGACUAUGCAGACUCUUUGUGCUAUACUAUUGAGGGACUUAUGGCUCCAUGAAAUAUUUUUCAUGAACUUCUUCAGGAAAGCAGAGGAGACUUUUCAAAAGCCAAGUCUGGUAACUUAUCUCUGAUAAGCAUGUAGGAGUGAUGUUUUCCAAUGAGACUAUCCAUCCUGAAUGUCUUCAAUAAAGCCAGGUUUUCUCUCAUGUUAUCUCUUCACGGUUCUUAAAUUUGUUGUUUGGGGUUUUUGCCAUGUGUUUUAGGCAAAAACUAAAGCAAACUUUGAGUUUGCCAAAUAUUCCCAGUUUUUCUGCUCAUAGGCUUUGAAGUUUAAUUUGAAUUUUACGAGGAGAAACACCUCCUCUGCAACCAAAGAGUUCUUAAACUCAGUUUGUUCCAAAAUAAAAAACCCAUCUACUAUCAUUCUCGAUGUGGAAUUAUUAGAUCUGUUUUAAUGUAAUGUAUAAUUAUCUCACAUUCAAGUGAGAUCCUAUACAUGCAGUUAAAUGUAAGAUCUUAGCUGUAAAAUUAGCUUACAAAUCCAAAGCUAUAAUUAAUUUGUCAUUUUAGCUGUAAUGCGUUA